Melopsittacus undulatus (budgerigar) is the source of this 7945-nucleotide messenger RNA. It is a transcript of the gene IL6ST, whose product is annotated as interleukin 6 cytokine family signal transducer. NCBI's taxonomy places the organism in Eukaryota, Metazoa, Chordata, Aves, Psittaciformes, Psittaculidae. Gene Ontology annotation, molecular function: interleukin-6 binding; interleukin-6 receptor activity. The record is from RefSeq and is a predicted model, not a curated record. Gene Ontology annotation, cellular component: signaling receptor complex; external side of plasma membrane; membrane. Bases 94 to 2853 code for a protein of 919 amino acids. The transcript has 16 exons. Gene Ontology annotation, biological process: cytokine-mediated signaling pathway.
AUGGCGCGGAGCGGCGGGGCUGUUAUUUAGGGUCUGUCGGUGAGGCGGCGGUGCCGUGAGGCGGCGGCAGCGCCAGCAGGAAUUCUGUGCAGAAUGUUUUCUGGGUGGAACUGGGUGGCCCACAGCUUAUAUCUAUUCUUGAGCAUCUGUUCUCUUAAAGUUUCAGGUGGACUUGUACAGUCAUGUGGUCACAUCAUCCCAGAGUCUCCUGUAUUGGCCCUUGGUUCCAAUUUCACAGCAUUAUGCAUUUUGAAUGAGAGUUGUCUGGACUUUGGCAAUAUCUAUGCUAGUCAGAUUAUUUGGAAAAUUAAAAAUAGAGUGGUACCUAAAGAACAGUAUCGUGAAAUAAAUAGAACAGUUUCCAGUGUCACUUUUAAUGAUACUUCUUCACUAGCUACUCCUCUGACAUGCAACAUUUUAGCAGAUGGACAGAUUGAGCAGAACAUUUAUGGAAUUACAGUUACAGUAGGCUUGCCCCCAGAGAAGCCCAAGAACUUAAGUUGCAUUGUACAUCAGCUGUCAAAAAUCACAUAUCCUAUGACUUGUACCUGGAAUCCCGGGAGGCAUACAUUCCUGGACACUCACUUUAGAUUGAAAUACAGAUGGCUACAAGAGACAUUUCCUGACUGUAUACCAAAAGAUGUAAACAAUUCUUGCACAAUUCGUGAUGUUCAGUUCUUUGUUAAUACGAAGGUCUGGGUAGAAGCAGCAAAUGCUCUCGGGAAGGCUGAAUCUGAUCCUCUUAUUCUUGAUCCCAUUGAGAUUGUUAAACUUCUGCCUCCACACAAUUUAUCCGUCAACUCAGGAAUACUGCCUACUGUUCUGAAGCUUUCUUGGGAGAAUCAGAUUUCAGACACUGCGAUGAAGUUGAAAUUCAAUAUUCGCUAUAAGAUCAUGGGUGACACAAACUGGAUGCAGGUUCCUCCUGAAGAUACAGCUUCAACAAGAACUUCAUUCAGUGUUCAAGGCCUCAGACCCUACACACAGUAUGUCUUUUCAAUUCGUUGCAUGAAGGAAGAUGGAGUGGGCUACUGGAGUGACUGGAGUGAAGAGAAAACUGGGAUCACCACUGAAGAUAAACCAUCUAAAGGACCACCCAUAUGGAGGAUCAUUGAUGUAUCUCGCUCACCACCUUCCUGGACUGUACAUCUGAUGUGGAAGGCAUUGAAGCCAUUUGAAGCCAAUGGAGUAAUCUUGCAAUAUGAAGUGACUGUCAGAGCUAAGUCAUCUCUCUCCCGUCCACCAGAGAAAUACAGUGUUAAUACCACUGACCUUACAUUAAAGAUACCAAAUGGAACUUACGAAGUGACCGUGGUUGCCCGUAACAGAGCCGGGGCAUCCCCUCCAUCAGUUUUACUUAUCCCAGCCAGUAAUUCAAAAGCUCCUGUGAAGAAUGUUAGAACACUGCCUAAAGAUGGCAAAUUGUGGGUAGGGUGGACUCCUCCUGACAGUUAUGUUCUAAAAUACGUGAUUGAAUGGUGUCUGGUGUCCAACAGCUCAGACUGCAUCAUAGAAUGGCAAACUGAACCAGGAAAUGUUCAAGGAACAUACUUAAAAGGUGAUAUAAAGCCUUUCAAGUGUUACUUGAUAACUGUGUACCCUCUAUAUGCUGAUGGUCAGGGAAGUGGACAGUCUGUGAAAGCUUAUCUUCAGCAGGAUCGUCCUUCGAAAGGACCAACCGUUCAGACAAAAAAAGUAGGAAAAGCUGAAGCUGUUUUGACAUGGAACCAUCUCACAGUGGAUGAACAAAAUGGAUUUAUCAGGAGUUAUACCAUAUUUUACAAAACUAUAGAUGGAAAUGAAACAGCUGUGACAGUGGAUCCUUCCAAGACAGAGUAUACCCUUUCUUCUCUAGCCAGUGACACACUGUAUACCGUGCGGAUGAUGGCAUACACAGAUGAAGGAGGCAGGAGUGGUCCUGAUUUUACAUUUACUACACAAAAAUUUGGGAGAGGAGAGAUUGAAGCCAUAGUUGUACCUGUGUGUCUAGCUUUCCUGUUGAUUGUGCUCCUUGGAGUUCUGUUUUGCUUCAACAAACGGGACUUAAUUAAAAAGCAUAUCUGGCCUAUUGUCCCUGAUCCAUCCAAGAGUAACAUUGCUCAGUGGUCUCCUCAAGUUCCAGCUAAGCAUAACUUUAGUUCCAAAGAUCAGAUGUAUCCAGAAGGUAGUUUCACAGAUGUAAGCGUCGUAGAAAUAGAAGCUGAUGACAAGAAGUCUUUUUCCGAACAAGAUCUAAAACCCUUUGACUUACUUAAAAAGGAAAAAAGUACUUCAGAAGGGCACAGCAGUGGUAUUGGAGGGUCCUCAUGCAUGUCUUCUCCUAGGCAAAGUGUCUCUGACAGUGACGAAGGUGAAACUACACAAAACACUUCAAGCACUGUACAGUAUUCAACUGUAGUACUUAACGGCUACAGAGACCAAACACCUGUGCAAGUCUUUUCAAGAUCUGAGUCGACUCAGCCACUGCUAGAUUCAGAAGAGAGACUGGAGGAUCACACUGGAGGAGGUGACAGUACAACACAGAGGCAGCAGUAUUUCAAACAAAAUGGUGUUCAGGAUGAAAUCAACACAGACAGGCCAUGCUUUGAAAGAAUGAAGCCAAUAACUUCUGCUAAUGAGGGGGAUAUUGUUGGAUUUGCACAACUGCAGAUCUCAGGUCAGAGUUCACAGCUAUUGGGCCUUGGGCUGGAAAAAAAUACCCAGGAAGCUGCUGUAUCAGAUGCUUUACAGGCAAGUACUGAAGGACAAAAUGUGGUACCUGAAAUAGUGGAAGGAAAUCCACCAUCAGUUGAUGAAAUGCCAAAAAGUUACCUCCCACAGACUGUGAGACAAGGGGGCUAUAUGCCACAGUGAGAGAAGAGACUGGCUCUGUUUUAGGCCUUCAUUAGUGCCUGUUCACACUUUCUCCUGUGUUUCUGAUAAAUUAAGCUAGGUAUUUUUAUCUGAAUGAAGAUAGAAAUAUUGAAAUUAAGUGAAGAGUAAUAUGACAAAGUACAAUAAGGACUGUUUUUGUGGAAGAUUUGCAGUCCAGACCUACUGGAGACUUAACUUUUAUGCACUACAUAAAAUCUUCUGUCUGGAUAGCUGAAUAAGCCUUUGUGCUACCUUGGGGAUUUUGCAUCUUAUCAGAUUUACACAUGAUUGAAAAUGGCAAGUUUCAAUUAAUCAUAUCAGCCAAUAGACCUUCUAGAAGAAAUACUUCGAUUUGUGACCAUGUACAAGCAUAAAAAGCCAGCUUUAGUUGCUUGGAGCAUCUUUGUGCGAAAGUAUCACUGAAGCUUAGUAUUCUAAUGUCAAAGAAUACUUGUUGUAUGCUUUCAGUACCUUGAUUGACUUUCUGAAUUUUUACUUGACCCAGUGUCUGUUUCCCAUUUACCAGACAUGCAAAUCGUGUCCAUCCCCACUUAAAAAUUAGAACAAUUAAAUAGAACUUGCUGUGGUGUGCAAAUAGGAAAACACCAUGAUUGCUUGACUCUGAAUGCUACUAUAGCAGUUGAUAUUCUGCCUACAUUUAGAUAUGCAUGCAGAUGAACUGUAUACUAAUUUGGCCUAAAAAUGUGCCUUGCAACUUGACGCACAGUUAUUCAGUCUUGUAUUCAAAAGUUUAAAAAUACAGAUGAAAACACUAAUUAACAGUUACUUGGAGGUAUCAUAUUUUACCAUACCCCUCUUGUCAUAUAAAUUCCCUCUAUUAAAUGCACCUUUGUUGAUUACAGCUUGUGAAGCAAGUAACAGGCUGUAAGUUUUUACCAUUUUCUUAAUUGCUCUCUAGUAGCAAUCAUGAGCCACAACACUUACGUGGUUGUUAAAAUUCUUUAUUCUUAUUCUCACUUAUACCCAGUUUCAUACAGUUUGCAUUUUUUUGAAGAAGAUGCAUUUCUUGGAGACUCUCUCUACUAGGGUUUAAGGAAAAAUGAGAUUACAUUAAAAUAAACCCCUUCUCCAAUGGUAACUAGGAAUUUUAUGGCACUCUUGCUUUUUUUUUUUUUUUUUAGUCUAGUCAGCUUUCUAAUCUGACACUAAUAAAACCUUAAUUUGAAACACUAAAUGCUGUGUUGUGAGAAUAAAACAAGGAUUUUGGUUCUCCUUCACAAAAGAACUAUGUAUUUAAGACCACCUUUUGUUCUGUGACCUCUUGUGCUGCUGUUCUGCAAAGCACUUGCUAAAGGCCCUGGAAAGGCAGGUGUCAGUAUCAUUUCAACUUGCCUUGUCCUCAGCUGCCAGCGUGUGUGGAAGGACAGGUGUACAUAUAAAGUUCACAUAUGACUUCUGCUUUUGUAAUGAAAAUUCAGUGCUAAAUUCCUGAGAUUACCUCUUAAGGUCUGGACUAUUUAAGACAGAUAAAGAAUGCAGAAUUUGUAAUAACAUUUCAAUUAUUCCACAUUUCCUGUCUCCCAGCGGUAUUUUUUUACCUGGGCACUUUUUUAAACUAAAAGGCUAUGUUGCAGCUUACUGUAACUACACCUUUCUUCAAACCAGUCCCCUUCCUUUUCUCUCUGCUCCACCUCAGCACCUUCAAACUCUGUCCCGGAGAGCAAGGGCAUAAUAAGAACAGUGCUGUCACAAGACAGCAGAGACCAUCUGUGAGGGUUUUUCAGAGACUGAAGGAGCAUUUGUUUGUCAGAACACAUUCCUCUUUGAAUAUAGUAGCAGUUACUUUACUGGGGGACGGGUUGUCUUCUCUAUGCAAAGUUCAUAGUGACUAUAGAAACCACAAGUAAAAGGGGAAGUCUCUGUUGAGCAGUGUGUGUGCCUAUUAGAACUGCCCUGCAGCCAUAUGCAUCUAAUCCACCUCCUCAUUGCUGAGAUGCUGUGGGUCACAACCUGGCUGCUUAGUCUGAACAUUGCUUCAAAGGUAUAGAUGUCUUCAAAAACACACUGGUGGCUUUUUUCUUUUCUUUUUUUUUUUAAUUGCGAUCCAGUGAUACCAACUUUUGAUAUCAUAUGUUAUAUUUGAGGGGUAACUUCAGUUAUUCCUGAAAUUGCUGUUUUGCAUUGUAUAAAGGGAAGGCAUUUUGUUCUCAGUUGCUGUUACAUGCGCCAUUUCCAACAUGAAACAAACUAGUGUCAAGAGAUUUUCAUUUUUAAAGGUCUGUGCUAAAAAGAGUUCUGGCCUGUCACUUCUGCCAUCCUUCUUUGUUAUUUAUGGGCCAGUGGUGAUAAACUCACAGAAUUACAUAGGAGUGUAUCCUAGAAAGAAUUCUGUCUGUCAGAGUUAUAUCUUUAAGGCUUGUGCAUUUAUCUAGGGAUAAAAUGCUAAACACUAAGCAGGAGAUGCUGGUGGGUGAAUAGCUUGUUGAAGCCACAGUACAGGUUUACACAAAUAACAGGUUUACGGCUUGUUUGUAAACUUAUGUGCCAAAUAUUGUAUCAUGCAGUGUUCGGGGUUUAAUUUGAUUUUUGUACUUUGGAUUGUAACAAUCUAAUUGUGUCAAAUAGUUGCAUACAGAUUUUUAGAGAAUCUGUAAUGUAAUGAUAGCAAUCCACUUGAAUUCUCUGAACUUGGCUCUAAAAUAGUGACUAAAGAAAAAGAUUUCUCCCCUCCCAGUAACUAGGGUGCACUUUACAAAAUAAAGGCAUUAUUAAAAUGAAAUCACACUUCAGUAUUGCCAUUUCCAUGUCCAUCUUGAUUUCCUGGACUGGAAUUUUUCAGGUGGGGGUGAGAGAAGACCUUUUUACUUUGGUGGCAGGGAAAGCAGGCUAGUAGAAAUAGAGAGUAUUUUUUCCUGUAUUAGCAUGCCUGAAACAUCUUUUAACUGCAGGCUGGCUAACUGCUCCUCAGCUUAUAAGACAAGUUAAUUUAUGUAUCUCAAUAGUUCUGUUGUGGUGUUUCUCUUAGAACAGGAGAUUGUUCCUGGGGUGUGUUGGCUCACUUUCAGGGCAGUUAACCUGGGAAUAUCCCCUUCCAAUGUAGUAAAAGUCUUGGGACUGUUUCGUAUGCCUGACCAUAGCAAACUAAACUGCCUGCUAAGCCUUAACCUGGCAGUGCAAAGCACAGCAGAGCAAAAAUUCUUCAGAACUUUGUUAAAGAAAAAAAAAAUCAAGUUUAUUUAUUUCUUUAAAGCUUUAUUCUAGAUGGUUUGUAACAAGCAUGUGCUGAUUUGUGCUACAGCAGCCUAACAAAACACUUAUCACCAGGACUGGGAAAAACCUUUGGCCCUGGGAAGAGGAGGCAGUUUGUGUGUGAGGGCUGAGUCCUGUUCCUGGCCACUGAAGAAGCCUGUGGUGAGGUUUACAGAUUCAGCUUUGAUUGUAAAUGAUGAGCAGCCUUGGAUGGUUAAAGCUUAAGUGACUGUGCCCAACAUGUGGGAAUAUCUGUACUGAUUUAACUUAAGUAAUUGAACUUGUUUAGUUAGUGCCAGGUCUUGAACAUCCAAGACCCACAUAAAUAUAUGCUGCUAUGGUAUAGACUUCCUAGUGGGAUCUGAAACUCCAAAGACUGACAAAGUGUUAAUAUUUAGCCGUGUAUGAGGACAUGCACAUUUUAAAUUGUAAUUUAUGUGCAUUAAGUGGGACUAAAUAUAUUAGCUUAUUUUCCCAGAGACAUUUAUUUGUUAUUUGGAUACAUUCCUUUAACUAUGUUAAGAAGUUCUCCUGACUGAUGGAUUGUAAAUCUUCAUUAAUCCCUUGUAACUUCUGUUUGCUGGGAUGGGUACAUGUAGCCAUUUUAAAUUCCAAGAGUUGCUUUUAAUGUUAUUUGGAAGCAGGUUAUAACAAAAAUGUCAAGUCUUUUUUCACACAGCUAUGUGGGAAUUACAGCCAAUCGGACAGUCUUCAACUUGGCUAUUGACCCAGAAAACUGCAGUUAAGUGGAAGUGCAAAAGUCUGGAGGAGGGUAAAAUUUAGUAUCUUGCAUUGAACUCACGAAUUUCCAUUUCUUUUCCUUAGAAUUGAAAGGUUCUGCUAAGAAAAAAAAAAAAAAGAAAAAAUACCUAAAAUGCAUUUGUGUGUUUGCUUUCACUUGUUGUUUCCUUUGUAAUACUUGUGCAAUCUGAGCCAUUCCUAAAAAUGAAAGCAGUGCUGACUUAAUGCACAAGGGUGCAUUUGUAAAACAUAAAAUUGACUGAGGGCCAGAUGUCAACAGUCACCCACUUCCCCCCACUCUUAAUUUUAGUGCAGAGAGAGGGUGGGCAGUGAGUGCCUCCCAGAAUGCAUCCUUAGUCAGUACUUGCGUCUGUUUGCAAAGCCAACUUUGAAGGGGAUAUUCGCAGCAGAGUCAGCAAUACUCUGCAGAAGCACACUUCUGUAACAAUAGAUGAAAAACACCUAUGGCACAAGUGUCGACAGAUGGCUGGAAAGCUCCACAUCCUCCUGCUCAGACUGAAGCGUCUUCUGUACCCCGCACCGGCUACUCUUCUCCGGCGGCUGCAGCAAGGUAGACGGGCAUUCUCUGCAGUGUUGAAACUGGUAACAUCUAUUGCUUUUCUUCACAUCAAAGCACAUUCACUAUGGAUCCAGUCAACUUGCCAUGUUUUUUUAACACGCCGGUCUUGUUUACAGUGUCACAUUCAGACGGGCACUUUGAUGCAGCAAGAGAUUGUCUAGGACCCAGCUGCUUUUAUUUGGGCUUAAGGAGACUGUCAAGGCUACUGGUAGUGAAUAUUGCUGUGCCGAUACAUGCAUCUAGGCGAGUGGAGGCAUGGAACAGAGACAGACAGACCUGACAAGGAAAGUGCCUUGAUGCUGGAUUGGAUGGCUAGUGAAUGUAAACAUUAAGUCAGAUGUUACUUUGUACUUAAAGUAAGUAUGGCUGAUUAAGCUACUGGUAAUUUGAAUGCCAGCUUUUUAAAGGGCUUGCAUACUCCAGCCAGAGGUUAAAUUCGUAAACUGCUGCGUAAGCUGUCUCUGCAUGGAAAUGUGUUUUUAAUACCAGUACACUAUGUUAAUUCUUUUGCAAGCUGCAUGCUUAUUGUCAUAUAAAGUCUGCUUUCUACAAUUUACAUUA